AUGCUCUGGCUCGGUGUCCUCAGCCUAGCUACCGCCGUGCGCGGUCAGAACUAUAGCUUCACCAUGUUACGCUUCGGAUGCUCCAAGGUCGUCAUUGACCGCAUCGACCCGCUUGUAGACCCGGGGCAGGUCCCAUCGCCGCAUCUGCAUCAGGUUGUGGGAGGUAACGCAUUCAACGCAUCCAUGCCGUACGAGGACAUUUCCGGGAUCGCCAGCUGUACCACCUGCACGUUCGACCAGGACUUUUCAAACUACUGGACCGCGAACCUGUACUUCAAAGCUCGCAACGGCAGCUACCACCGCGUCCCACAGAUAGCUAACGAGGUCAUCGGGGACGCCAACGGAGGCAUCACGGUCUACUAUACGGCUCCUGGUCCCAACACCGUGACUGCUUUUAAGCCAGGCUUCCGCAUGCUGUCGGGAGACACCAACAGCCGCGAGUCCAAAGGCCAGGGCAAAAACAUGCAGAGCUGCUUCCGCUGCUACACUGGACCCAACUUUGGUGGCAACAUCUACUCACCCUGCUUCGAUCCGGUGCGAGAUACCGAAGGUCUACCUUCAAAGCCCUGCCCGGGUGGUAUUAGGUCCAGUGUCAUUUUCCCCAUCUGCUGGGAUGGAAAGAACCUCGACAGCCCAAAUCACAAAGACCACGUUGCUCAUCCCGUAGAUGGCCCGGCUUCUUUUGCUCUUGUGGAUGGCCAAUGCCCCGAGUCACAUCCAGUCAAGAUCCCUCAGGUUCACUACGAGAUUGUCUGGGAUACUACCCAGUUCAACGAUGUUUCUCAAUGGCCGGAGGAUGGCACGCAACCCUUUGUGUUGAGUAAUGGUGAUAGCACCGGAUUCGGUCAACAUGGAGACUACCUCUUCGGCUGGAAGGACGACAGCCUGCAGCACGCCAUGGACAAUCAAUGUUUUGGCCCGAGGUGCCAGGGCCUGACGACCCAGACCUUUCCAGUGGCGAACCAGUGCUCAGUCGAGCCUAUGGUGAGCGAGCAGGUAGACGGUUGGAUCGAUUACCUGCCUGGCCAGGCGCCUGCGUGA
Pyricularia grisea is the source of this 1041-nucleotide messenger RNA. RefSeq lists its product as uncharacterized. The transcript has 6 exons. NCBI's taxonomy places the organism in Eukaryota, Fungi, Ascomycota, Sordariomycetes, Magnaporthales, Pyriculariaceae. Bases 1 to 1041 code for a protein of 346 amino acids. The record is from RefSeq and is a predicted model, not a curated record.